GAACGGGCAUGGAAACAAGAGAGAAUGGGGACAUCUCAUUGUAGACGGGUUAAUUAGUAGACCUGACCUGUUGCGUGGAAUCGUAUUCGACGCAAUGAAACCUCUGCUUGUUUAUCCAGCUGCGCCAGACCAUGCCGUGAGAACGAAAGAAAUCAGCACUCAAUUGACCCUCUAUCCUAUCCACCGGAUCCCAAAAUGGCCGAAUCCACGAAUCCCCCGAAACGGAUCUGGGCCUCCCUAAUCACCAACCUCGACUACCUCCCGGGCCUCCUCACCCUCUUCCACUCCCUCCGCUCCACCAACACCCAAUACCCCUUCGUCGCAUUCUACACCUCCUCCUUCCCAGCAGAGGGCCAAGCCGCCCUGCACGCCCGCGGGAUCCGAACCCAACCCGUCCCGAACCUCCAGCCCGGCCAGAGCAGGGAGUACGCGCACGAUCCACGCUUCCAGGAGACGUGGACGAAGCUGGUGGUGUUUUCGCUGGUCGAGUAUGACCGCAUCGUCCUGCUGGACGGGGACAUGCUGGGCGAAACCGAGGGCGAGGAGACGGGGAAUCGCGUCUUCGCGGCAAGUCAUGCCUGCGCGUGCAAUCCCCUGAAGAAGUCGCAUUAUCCGAAGACUUGGAUCCCCUCCAACUGCGCCUUCACAACACAACACGCGACGCCCUCCGCGGCGCAAACCUCCGGCGCGCCGUCGUCCACCGGCGUGGGGAUGCUGAACAGCGGACUCCUCGUGGUCGUACCAUCACAGAGCACGUUCUCCCUGAUCCGAGAUGCCAUGGACACGCCGUCGCGGACAGCGGGGUACGACUUCCCGGACCAGGAGCUGCUCUCGGACGUAUUCCGGGGGCGGUGGGUGGCGCUGCCGUACGUGUAUAAUGCGCUGAAGACGCUGCGGUGGGAGGGGGUGCACGAUGCGAUCUGGCAGGAUGAGCAGGUCAAGAACGUGCAUUACAUAUUUGCGAAGAAGCCGUGGCAUGAGGACCCGGUGGCGGAGGAGGCGGAGAUGGACGAGACGAAUCGGUGGUGGUGGCGGGCGAAUUUGGAGCGGCAGCGCGGGGAGCGCGAGGGGGGAAUUACCGAUGGGUAUUGAUGGCUACUAGACUAUCGGGGCAGGCUGUUUGCUUGUUGUGAUCAGGUUUGUGGGUUUGGUUCAUCCAAUGUAUAUACAACAUCAGAUGAAAGCACCAAGUCAGGAAGAGUAACCAGCAAGAUGACAACAGAAUUG
Molecule: messenger RNA, 1227 nt
Organism: Aspergillus steynii IBT 23096
Lineage: Eukaryota; Fungi; Ascomycota; Eurotiomycetes; Eurotiales; Aspergillaceae
Product: glycosyltransferase family 8 protein
Exons: 6
Coding region: 196-1092 (298 amino acids)
Molecular function (GO): glycosyltransferase activity
Source: RefSeq, a predicted model, not a curated record